AUGUAUAUUCAAAUAUUUUUUUUAUUACUUUUGAAUUUAUUGUUAUUUUUAAAAAGUGAUGGAAAAGAAUUUUCAAUUGAUUAUAAGGAACAUCAAUUUAAAUUAGAUGGUAAACCAUUUAGAUAUAUAGCAGGAGAAAUACAUUAUUUUAGGAUUCCAUCAAUUUACUGGAGAGAUCGUUUAAGAAAAAUUCGUGAUAGUGGAUUAAAUGCAAUUCAAGUUUAUAUUCCAUGGAAUUAUCAUGAACCUACAAGAAGAAAUUAUAAUUUUUCUGGAAAAUAUAACAUGGAAGAAUUUUUAAAAAUUGCACAAGAAGAAGAUUUAUUUGUUUUAUUAAGACCUGGACCAUAUAUUUGUGCAGAAUGGGAAAAUGGUGGUCUUCCAUGGUGGUUAACAAAAGAUGAAAAAAUAAAAUUAAGAAGUAGUGAUAGUAAAUAUUUAGAAGCAGUAGGAACAUGGUGGAAUAUUUUAAUGAAUAAAAUAAAAUCACAUUUAUAUAAAAAUGGGGGAAAUAUUUUAAUGAUACAAAUUGAAAAUGAGUAUGGAAGUUUUGAUGCAUGUGAUAAAGAAUAUUUGAGAUUUUUAAGAGAUUUGACAUGGAAAAUAUUAGGUAAUGAUGUUGUUUUAUAUACAACUGAUGGUGCUUCUGAUGGUAUGCUAAAAUGUGGAAGUAUAGAAGGAGUUUUACCAACAGUUGAUUUUGGUGUUGUACAUAAUAAAACAAAAAUUAUAGAAUAUUAUGAACUUCAAAAGAAGUAUUCUAAUGGUGGGCCUCUUGUAAAUUCAGAAUUUUAUGCAGGAUGGUUUUCUGGAUGGGGUAACCGAAAAUGGAAUUUUCCAAAAACAGAAUCUAUUAUAAACACAAUGAAUUUUAUGUGGAAUUUAAAUUCAAGUUUUAGUAUUUAUAUGAUGGCAGGUGGUACAUCUUUUGAAUAUUGGAGUGGAAAAGUUUUUGAUGGAACAUAUGUCACAACUUCAUAUGAUUACAAUGCACCAAUUCAUGAGAAUGGAGAUAUUGGAAAUACUUAUAUAGCUAUUCAAAAAUGGAUUUUACAAUUAGAAAAUUGGCAAUGGAAACCUCGAUUUGGUGGAAAAAAUAUAACAAGAAAAAAUUAUGGUAAAGUAAGAGUUGAUCCAAUAAAAUAUUCAACAAAUUUAAUGAUGGAAAAUUGUGUACCAAAAUGGGAACCAUUAACAUUUGAAGAAUUAAAUUUUCCAUAUGGUUUUUUAAUUUAUAGAGUUAAUAUUGAUAGAGACCAUUUAACAAAUAUAUCAAUUCCUGGUAUUAAUGAUAUUGGAUAUAUAAGUAUUAAUGAUGAAUAUAUUGGAAAAAUUAAUACUACAUCAAAUUUUUUAAAAAUUAAUUAUACUGGUGAUUUUACAAUACAAAUUGUAACAGAAAAUAUGGGUCGACAAAAUUUUGAAACAAUUCAUGAUAUAAAAGGAAUCAUUGGUAAUAAAGCAUAUUUUGAUAAUAAAACAAGUGAACAUUGGCAAUCAUGUUACCUUAAUCUUGAUAUUAUUGAUAAACAUUUUAAUCGUAAAGGACAUUUAUCUUUUAUUAAAAAUAAUAAAGUAUCUGGUCCAACAAUUUUAAUUGGAUCAUUUGAUACAUUUGAUAUUUAUGAUACAUAUGUUAUUUUGAAUGGUUUUACAAAAGGUAUUUUAAUGAUAAAUGGAAAUAAUGUUGGAAGAUAUUGGAAUAAUAUGGGUCCACAACAAAGUUUAUAUAUUCCAAGUUCAUUUUUAAAAAAAGGAAAUAAUCGAAUAAUUAUAUUUGAAUUAGAAGGAAAUAAUUCAUGUGAUACCUAUGAUGGAUGUUAUAUAAAUUUUAUCACAAAUAGUGUUUGGAAUUGGGAGAAAGUGUAA
Messenger RNA from Strongyloides ratti, 1869 nucleotides. RefSeq names its product Glycoside hydrolase, family 35 and Galactose-binding domain-like and Glycoside hydrolase, catalytic domain and Glycoside hydrolase, superfamily domain and Beta-galactosidase 1-like family-containing protein. The transcript has a single exon. Gene Ontology annotation, biological process: carbohydrate metabolic process. NCBI's taxonomy places the organism in Eukaryota, Metazoa, Nematoda, Chromadorea, Rhabditida, Strongyloididae. Gene Ontology annotation, cellular component: vacuole. Bases 1 to 1869 code for a protein of 622 amino acids. Gene Ontology annotation, molecular function: beta-galactosidase activity. The record is from RefSeq and is a predicted model, not a curated record.